This is a messenger RNA of Heteronotia binoei (common prickly gecko), 2867 nucleotides long. Its product is annotated as zinc finger protein 780A-like. Gene Ontology annotation, molecular function: DNA-binding transcription factor activity, RNA polymerase II-specific; RNA polymerase II cis-regulatory region sequence-specific DNA binding. The transcript is spliced from 6 exons. Bases 186 to 2867 code for a protein of 893 amino acids. NCBI's taxonomy places the organism in Eukaryota, Metazoa, Chordata, Lepidosauria, Squamata, Gekkonidae. The record is from RefSeq and is a predicted model, not a curated record. Gene Ontology annotation, biological process: regulation of DNA-templated transcription.
CAUCCAAACUGGGGAAAAAAGAGGAGGGGGGCUGCACAGAAGCUGCAGCGGAGCAAAGCGCAGCAGCUGGAGUCUGGAGAAGUUUACUUAAAAAUCAUAACCCUCCGAGAGAAUCCUCAGAUCUUAACCAAGUGAAUAAGAGGAAGUUUUCGCAGACAGAGGUGACCCAAGAGAAGGGGAAGGAGAUGGAAGAGCAGGACCCAGAAGGACCUGGAACAGGCAAAAGAAUGUGUGAACCAUCUGUGAAGAUGGAAGCUGCAGUCCCUGAGGCAAAAGGAACUUCCUUGGAGCAAGGGCAGAGGGCGCAACUGGUGGAGCGUGCCCAAGAUGUCCUGUCAUGUGGAACAGGCAGCGAAGAGAUGCUGUGGAGCCAUUGUCUUUUCAGAGGUGUGGAAACGGCUGCUCCCCCUCCAAUCUGGGGUCCCUUUUCGUUUGAGGAGGUGUCCAUCUCUUUCACUGACGCAGAAUGGGCCCUGCUGGAUCCAGGACAAAGAGCUCUGUAUAGGGAAGUCAUGCUGGAGAACUAUGAGAAUGUGGCCUUUCUGGCAAAGGUUGAGCAGAGGACUGAGGAGAGUGAACAAGUUCAUCAGCAAAUGCCAGAAAGAGUUAAACAUGAAAACAUGAACGAAAAUGUCAGAGAUCAAAGAAGAAUAAAGAGAAAGAAAGGCAGCUCUUUGGUUGACAAGCAUGAUGGAAUACAUCAGAGUGUACAUUUUCUAAAGCACAGGAUAAAGAAGGCAUGUAAAUCUAUUAAGUGUGAAAAGUAUUUCCGAAAUAGAUCACAGCUUCUUGUGCACCAAAGAAUAAAGAUAGAGGAAAAACCUUCUGAAUUCUCAGAGACCAGAAAUAAAUUCAUUCUCAGUGGCAAUCUUCAACAGCAUGAGAAAACCCACACAACGGAGAAGCCUUUUGAAUGCUCAGAUUGUGGAAAGAGAUUCAGUACAAGCAGCAGUCUUCAGCAUCAUCAGAGAGCCCACAGAGGGGAGAAACCUUUUGAAUGUUCAAAGUGUGGAAAGAGAUUCAGUCGGAGUGGCCAUCUUCAACAGCAUCAGAAAACCCACGCAGGGGAGAACCCUUUUGAAUGCUCAGAGUGUGGAAAAAGAUUCAACUGGAGUAGCAAUCUUCAUCGUCAUCAGAAAAUCCACACAGGGGUAAAACCUUUUGAAUGCGCAGAGUGUGGAAAGAGAUUCAAUCAGAGUGGCUAUCUUCAACGGCAUCAGAAAACCCACACAGGGGAGAAACCUUUUGAAUGCUCAGAGUGUGGAAAGAGAUUCAGUAGAAGCAGCAGUCUUCAGCAGCAUCAGAGAGCCCAUAGAGGGGAGAAACCUUUUGAAUGUUCAAAGUGUGGAAAGAGAUUCAAUCGGAGUAGCCAUCUUCAACAGCAUCAGAAAACCCAAAGAGGGGAGAAACCUUUUGAAUGUUCUAAGUGUGGAAAGAGAUUCAGUCGGAGUGGCCAUCUUCAACAGCAUCAGAAAACCCACACAGGGGAGAAACCUUUUGAAUGUUCAAAGUGUGGAAAGAGAUUCAAUCGGAGUUGCCAUCUUCAACAGCAUCAAAAAACUCACACAGGGGAAAAACCAACGGAGAAGCCUUUUGAAUGCUUAGAUUGUGGAAAGAGAUUCAGUACAAGCAGCAGUCUUCAGCAUCAUCAGAGAGCCCACAGAGGGGAAAAACCUUUUGAAUGUUCAAAGUGUGGAAAGAGAUUCAAUCGAAGUGGCCAUCUUCAACAGCAUCAAAAAACCCACACAGGGGAGAAACCUUUUGAAUGUUCAAAGUGUGGAAAGAGAUUCAAUCGGAGUGGCCAUCUUCAACAGCAUCAGAAAACCCACACAGGGGAGAAACCAUUUGAAUGCUCAAAGUGUGGAAAAAGAUUCAACUGGAGUAGCCAUCUUCAUCGUCAUCAGGAAACCCACACAGGGGUAAAACCUUUUGAAUGCGCAGAGUGUGGAAAGAGAUUCAAUCAGAGUGGCUAUCUUCAACGGCAUCAGAAAACCCACACAGGGGAGAAACCUUUUGAAUGUUCAAAGUGUGGAAAGAGAUUCAAUCGAAGUGGCCACCUUCAACAGCAUCAAAAAACCCACACAGGGGAGAAACCUUUUGAAUGUUCAAAGUGUGGAAAGAGAUUCAAUCGGAGUGGCCAUCUUCAACAGCAUCAGAACACACACACAGGGGAGAAAGCUUUUGAAUGUGCAGAGUGUGGAAAGAGAUUCAAUCUGAGUGGCCAUCUUCAACAGCAUCAAAAAACUCACACAGGGGAAAAACCAAUGGAGAAGCCUUAUGAAUGCUCAGAUUGUGGAAAGAGAUUCAGUACAAGCAGCAGUCUUCAGCAUCAUCAGAGAGCCCACAGAGGGGAGAAACCUUUUGAAUGUUCAAAGUGUGGAAAGAGAUUCAGUCGGAGUGGCCAUCUUCAACAGCAUCAGAAAACCCACACAGGGGAGAAACCUUUUGAAUGCUCAGAGUGUGGAAAGAGAUUCAGCUGGAGUAGCAAUCUUCAUCGUCAUCAGGAAACCCACACAGGGGUAAAACCUUUUGAAUGCGCAGAGUGUGGAAAGAGAUUCAAUCGGAGUGGCCAUCUUCAACAGCAUCAGAAAACCCACACAGGGGAGAAACCUUUUGAAUGCUCAGAGUGUGGAAAAAGGUUCAACUGGCGUAGCAAUCAUCAUCGUCAUCAGGAAACCCACACAGGGGUAAAACCUUUUGAAUGCGCAGAGUGUGGAAAGAGAUUCAAUCGGAGUGGCCAUCUUCAACAGCAUCAGAAAACCCACACAGGGGAGAAACCUUUUGAAUGCUCAGAGUGUGGAAAGAGAUUCAGCUGGAGUGGCAGUCUUCAUCGUCAUCAGGGAACCCACACGGGUAAAACCUUUUGA